UCCGGAGCUCGCGCCAUGGGCCCGCCUAAUAACGGCCCCAAUAAACCGCCGCCCAUACGAUCACGUGACACAGGACCCGCGGCGGGGCUCAACAGAAACGGCCUGGCACCUCCGCCCCGCGCCUCUGGAAGCCGCGUCCCCUCUAGCACACAGGGUCCCGCCUUCUGGUUCAGCCCCAGGCAGCAACAAGGCUUGUUCCGCCGCUUUCACAGGUGCGGCCCACAGGGACUACUCGUCCCAUCAAGCAUCGCGCAAAUUCCGUGCGGCGCACUGCGGGGAACGGUCGUGCUGCAUGCCGGGAAGUGUAGUUCCUGCCGUGAGGAGUCUACGCAGAUAAGAGGGCGGGGCUCCACGCCGGGCAAGGAGGGGGAGUCAGGGGUCGCCAGUGGAUGCGGCGGCCGCAGUUGCGGUAUUUCCCGGCGUGGAGGAGGCGGGGUCAGGGGAGGAGGCGGCGUUGAGCGCGUCCCUGUGCCGCCUCAUGUGUACCCUGCCCGGGGAGCAGGAAAGGAGCCUCCGGCGGCGGCAACCAUGUCUGAGAAUGGCGCCUCUGCUCCCCCCGUCCCCAACGGCGAGUGCGCCCCGCGGCCGCCCGGCAACAAGGUGACCGUGGUGCUGGGGGCCCAGUGGGGCGACGAGGGCAAGGGCAAGCUGGUGGAUCUGCUGGCGCAGGACGCGGACAUCGUCUGCAGGUGCCAGGGAGGCAACAAUGCUGGGCAUACUGUUGUUGUAGAUUCCGUGGAAUAUGAUUUUCAUCUCUUACCCAGUGGGAUCAUCAAUCCAAAAGUCAUUGCAUUCAUUGGAAAUGGAGUGGUGAUUCACUUGCCAGGACUGUUUGAAGAAGCAGAGAAAAAUGUAAAAAAAGGAAAAGGACUAGAAGGCUGGGAGAAGCGAUUAAUAAUUUCUGACCGAGCUCAUAUUGUAUUUGACUUUCAUCAGGCUGCUGAUGGCAUUCAAGAACAACAAAGACAAGAGCAAGCAGGAAAGAACUUGGGAACGACCAAAAAAGGGAUUGGUCCAGUUUAUUCUUCGAAAGCAGCUCGAAGUGGGCUCAGAAUGUGUGAUCUUGUUUCUGAUUUUGGUGAAUUUUCAGAGAGGUUCAAAGUGUUAGCUAACCAGUACAAAGCUAUAUAUCCAACCUUAGAGAUAGACCUUGAAGGGGAAUUGAAAAAACUCAAGGGCUACAUAGAAAGGAUUAAACCAAUGGUGAGGGAUGGUGUUUAUUUCAUACAUGAGGCUCUACGUGGACCACCAAAGAAAAUCUUAGUAGAAGGUGCAAAUGCAGCAUUACUGGACAUCGAUUUUGGGACAUAUCCUUUUGUGACCUCUUCGAAUUGUACAGUUGGAGGCGUUUGCACAGGUUUGGGCAUGCCACCUCAGAAUGUUGGGGAAGUAUAUGGAGUUGUAAAAGCAUAUACAACUAGAGUUGGAAUUGGUGCCUUUCCUACAGAACAAGAUAAUGAAAUUGGAGAAUUGCUGCAGAAACGAGGUAAGGAGGUUGGCGUAACCACUGGUAGAAAAAGAAGAUGUGGCUGGCUGGAUCUUGUGUUACUCAGAUACGCCCACAUGAUUAAUGGAUUUACUGCAUUGGCUGUUAUGAAAUUGGAUAUCUUGGAUGUAUUUCCAGAAAUCAAAGUUGGAGUUGCUUACGUACUAAAUGGUGAGAUCAUACCUCAUUUUCCUGCAAACCAGGAAGUCUUAAAUAAAGUAGAGGUUAAGUAUGAGACAUUCCCCGGAUGGGACACAGACAUAUCAAAUGCAAGAACAUUUGAUGAACUGCCUGUAAAUGCACAGAACUAUGUUCGGUUUAUAGAAAUGGAGCUUGGCAUUCCUGUUAAAUGGAUUGGAGUAGGGAAAUCCAGAGAGUCAAUGAUCCACAUGUUUUAAAGAUUUCAGAUGCGUGGAAGAAAGCACACUCCUGAAUAAGACUGCUUAGUCUUACAUGUAUUAGUAGCCUACAAAGUGAAGAUGUUGGAAGGAUAGAUCUUGCAUGGAAAGAAAUGCUAGAGUUGGUCUCUCAAACUGAUUGCUACUCCUGAAAGACUUUGACUUCUACCUAUAUCAGCUCUCUAUCCAACUGGCAAUAUCUCCAGGACACUUGCCAUUACUGUUAUACAUGGUGCCACCAGACUUUUCUUUAUCAUCUAGUAUUUACUUCAUAACAUAAUCCUUGAUGUUUGAAAAUGGAAGGUAACAUUAUUUUCCUGACUUUGUCUUGAUUGUCGUAUCCAUGCUUCUGGCGGUGUUACUUCCCUGAAAUCUUAACCAGUAAAAAUAAUGCAGUUUUGCACAAAUGGUUUUACAUCCUCAUUAUUUGUACUCCUAAAUAUGUUGUAUUCUUUAUGGCUGCUGUUGUAGUGAGUGAUUAAAGAGGGAUUCUGAUGAUUUUAUAAUGCUAUAAACAUUGUCUAAACUCCG
Molecule: messenger RNA, 2415 nt
Organism: Trachemys scripta elegans
Lineage: Eukaryota; Metazoa; Chordata; Testudines; Emydidae
Gene: ADSS2
Product: adenylosuccinate synthase 2
Exons: 13
Coding region: 16-1884 (622 amino acids)
Biological process (GO): IMP metabolic process; 'de novo' AMP biosynthetic process
Cellular component (GO): cytoplasm
Molecular function (GO): adenylosuccinate synthase activity; GTP binding
Source: RefSeq, a predicted model, not a curated record